ACAUACAACCUCACUCAUUACAAAACAUACCCGUACGUGGAAGUCUUGAGCGCAAACCAUCUCGAAACUCCACCAUGCCCCAUCUCAAACGAUCCAGAUAGCCAAUGUCUCCACCCAAAAGGCACGUCGUCUUCGACGUAGUAGGCACCUGCGUUUCGUUCGACGCCUAUUACCAACGCAUCGACGCCGUGCUCGGCCCCCGGCUCAGGAAAGAAACCAUUUCGGCGCAACACUUCGGCUUCACGUGGCAAACGGCUGCGGAGUUGGAAUUCACCUUCCUCUCCAUCUCGGGCAGCUACAAGGCGUACAAAGACGUGCUUCGCGGCCUCUUUUACCGCACGCUUUACUUUUGCGGGGUCGCGGAGCCGAGAGCGUUCGCUACUGAUGAGGAGAGGGAUGAAUGUAUUGAUGGCUAUUCAAGUCUGGAGUUGAGGCCUGGGUGUCGGGAGUGCUUUGAGGUGCUGCGCGAGAACGGCUUUACAGUGUGGUGUUUCACUACUGGGGACGUGGAGCGGGUGAAGGGGUACUUUGACCGUGCGGGCGUCGAUAUGCCGAUGGAGAACUUUGUUAGUUGCGACGACGUGGGCGUGGCGAAGCCUGCUCUGCCGGCGUACCAGGCGGUUUGGGAGCGGUUGGGAGCCAGUGAUGUCAAGUGGUUUGCGGCGGCGCAUAUGUGGGAUGUUGCGGCUGCUACUAAGGUUGGCUUUCGGGGAGCGUGGAGCUCGGUGUACGAGCAGGAGCCGUGUCUUGACGUUUUCAGCGAUGCUAAGAUGGAGGUUGUUGCUGGGAGUUUGGUCGACAUGGCGCGGGAGAUUGUUAGGCGGUCGUAGAUUGGGCGGAACAACUCAUGUCUCGCGCCCGCUAUGCAUAUCUUAAGCGGUAGCCAUGGAUUGACAUCGAAGGUAUGGAAAGCGUAUUUGCUUUGGGAAGAACGACGAUGCGCAAUUAGUAUUACGGCCUACACCAGAGAACACACACUCGAGACUGGACCGCGCAUCUGGUGAGGCUCAUAGAUAGGGAUGUAGUGAUGGUCUUCGAUAUGCGA
Neohortaea acidophila is the source of this 1045-nucleotide messenger RNA. RefSeq names its product HAD-like domain-containing protein. Lineage: Eukaryota; Fungi; Ascomycota; Dothideomycetes; Mycosphaerellales; Teratosphaeriaceae. The transcript has a single exon. The record is from RefSeq and is a predicted model, not a curated record. The coding region runs from base 105 to 830 and encodes 241 amino acids.